This is a messenger RNA of Hevea brasiliensis (rubber tree), 2582 nucleotides long. Its product is annotated as receptor-like protein 4. Bases 188 to 2092 code for a protein of 634 amino acids. Gene Ontology annotation, molecular function: protein binding. The record is from RefSeq and is a predicted model, not a curated record. The transcript has 9 exons. Lineage: Eukaryota; Viridiplantae; Streptophyta; Magnoliopsida; Malpighiales; Euphorbiaceae.
AAUGUUCCUUGAUUGCCUGCGCUCACUCCUGCCUCUCACUCUUUCUUUACGUGCUUUUCUCUCUCUGAAAAAGCUCAAAAAGACUGCAAUUUGUAAGGAAGGAAUGAGACUGUGGAGAGAGAACGGGAGAGAAAGAGAGAGCGUACAUUCAAAAGCAAAACAGGAGAAAAGCGAAAUUGAAGCUUAAAUGUCGAGAUUUCUUUUUCUCCAAUCAUGGCUUCUUAUAUUUUGCUUAGCUUUCUCCACUUGUUUAGCAGGACCUGCACCCUGGGUUAUUCGCAUAAGCUGUGGAUCUCGUGUAAAUGUGCGUACUCUCCCAACCAAUACACUUUGGUACAAGGAUUUUGCAUAUACAGGAGGAAUUCCAACUAAUUCAACUGCUAAAGUUUAUGUUGCUCCUCCACUUAAAACUCUCCGCUAUUUCCCGCUAUCUGAAGGUCCCAAUAAUUGCUACAAUAUUAAAAAGGUGCCAAGAGGACGUUAUUCUGUAAGGGUCUUCUUUGGAUUGGUUGCUCAUCACGAUCCUGACCCUAAUUUUGAUAAUGAACCUUUAUUUGACAUCUCUGUCGAAGGCACCCAGAUUUAUUCUUUGCAAUCAGGCUGGAGUAACCAUGAGGACCAAGUGUUCACUGAAGCACAAGUGUUCCUCACGGAUGGUACUGCCUCAAUUUGUUUCCAUAGCACUGGUCAUGGAGAUCCAGCAAUCCUUUCAAUUGAAAUUCUUGAGGUUGCUGAUAGAGCAUACUAUUUUGGCCCAGAGUGGGGUGAAGGGGUAAUCCUCAGAACAGUGACCAGAUUGAGUUGUGGCAAUGGGAAAUCAAAAUUCGAUGUAGAUUAUAGCGGGGACCGAUGGGGUGGGGAUAGAUUAUGGAGUCGCAUGACUACAUUUGGACAGAGUUCUGAUAAAGCUAUAUCUACUGAAAAUAGUAUUAAAAAGGCUUCAAAUGCGCCAAACUUUUACCCGGAAGCUCUUUAUCAGACUGCCCUUGUUAGUACUGAUAGUCAGCUAGAUUUAGCAUAUACAAUGGAUGUGGAUCCUCAUAAAAACUAUUCAAUUUGGCUACACUUUGCCGAGAUUGAUGUUUCAGUCACUGAUGUAGGGCAAAGGAUAUUUGACAUCCUGAUUAAUGGUGAUGUCAUAUUUGACGAAGUAGACAUAACCAAAAUGAGUGGGGAUCGUUAUACGGCUCUUGUACUGAACACAACUGUUCCUGUUAAUGGGAGAACGCUGACAAUAACCUUGAACCCCAAAGAAGGCAGCCAUGCCAUAAUCAAUGCCAUUGAGGUCUUCGAGGUUAUCACAGCUGAGCCCAAAACUUUAUUGGAAGAAGUUAGGGCUUUACAGGCAUUAAAGAGUGCACUGGGCCUUCCACUUCGGUUUGGCUGGAAUGGUGAUCCGUGUGUUCCCCAACAACAUCCAUGGAGUGGAGCAGAUUGUCAAUUUGACAGAACUAGCAGCAAAUGGGUCAUCGAUGGACUCUAUUCUAUGGUCAGUGGUCUUGACAACCAAGGUUUGAGUGGUUUCCUGCCAAAUGACAUAUCUGGGCUCCAUCAUUUACAAAGCAUAAACUUAAGUACUAACAACAUUCUUGGAGCUAUUCCAUCAUCACUUGGAACGAUAACCAGCUUAGAAGUUCUGGACCUCUCUUACAACUUUUUCAAUGGAUCAAUUCCCGACAGCAUUGGACAGUUGACAUCAGUUCGGAGAUUGAAUCUCAAUGGAAACUCUCUGUCUGGAAGAGUCCCAGCUGCGUUAGGAGAAAGGCUUUUGCAUGGAGCUAGCUUCAAUUUUACCGAUAAUGCAGGUCUUUGUGGUAUGCCUGGAUUGCCUACUUGUGGGCCCCACCUUUCUGCUGGUGCAAAAAUUGGCAUUGCCUUUGGUGCAUCUGUUGCAUUCCUCCUCAUGGUCAUCUGUUUGAUGUGUUGGUGGAAAAGACGACAGAAUAUACUCCGUGCACAGCAGAUUGCUGCAAGAGGUGCUCCUUAUGCAAAAGCAAGGAUCCAAACAGCGCAUGAUAUCCAGAUGACAAGGCAUCAUAAUCAUGGCUAUGCAAGGACAGCUGCUGAGAAUGGGCCUAGCUUACUGUCAUGAUUAAUCAACCAGGCCUUCAGAAUUCACUCUAUUUAAAAUUUGUUCCCGCUUUGGUUUCUGGAAUUGGAUUUGCUUCUGAACAUGGGUCCCAAGACCUGAUGAUUGAUUUGGCGCACUUGUACUUCCUCAUGUGCCCAUUCUUUCAUAAUUUUGUUCAGUGAAGAUGAAGAAACUGGGUAGAAAAACAGCUGCAUCUAUCCAUGGCAUUGUCAAAUGCCAUAUGGAGUGAAAAAUCAUGUGCAUUUUUUCAAUUUUUUUGAUUCCGUUCGGGCAAAGGAAGAUGCGUAGAUGUAAAUUUAAAGUUUCCCAGUUCUCUACUUUUCAUAUGUAGUUUCAAAGGAACAUGUGAUUGUGUCCCUUGCACCAUGAGGUCACACAAUUUCAGUUCAGGUUGAGAGGAUAAUAUAUAGGAUACACAAUUUCAGUUCAGGUUAUAUGUCGUUAUCUUUAAAGAAUGGAUACAUGUAAUUUAGCAAUGGUCUUUGCUGCA